AUGAUAUCUUUAUUGAUUUUUACAGGCCUUGCCAUCUCCCUAACAAACGGCGAAGAAAUCCCGCCAUGUCCAACCGGAUCUCGACCGUUAUUGAGAGCCGACGGACAACCGAGGAAAUGUCUGCCCCAUCGGAAUUCCCUUUGUGUCAAUGCACUACCCGAUAAUCCAAAUGCUGACACAGUCUGUUGCUAUCACAAUCAAGUCGAUUAUUUUUGUUGCCUUGAUGCGAGUGCUGAUCAAUGUCCCGACUAUCAUCAGGUAACAGCCGUCAUCCAGAAUCCAUUCCCACAAAACCCCUUUGCUCUCAAGUCGUACUUCUUCCGAGAAGGCAUCGAAGACGAGAUAAUGGAGGGAAUGGUCGAGAAUAAUCAAGUUAACGUCGAAAGGUCCGGACCUGAUAGCGGCUUUAUCGUCAGACAUGGAUCAUCCAUU
Mesorhabditis belari is the source of this 432-nucleotide messenger RNA. Lineage: Eukaryota; Metazoa; Nematoda; Chromadorea; Rhabditida; Rhabditidae. The record is from the annotation of a GenBank genome assembly.